GAAACCUGUUAGGGAUGGUUCGGGUCACAUUCAUGGUGACUUUUCAAACAAGAAUUAGUGAUUAAAUAUAGUUCUGAUCACAAUUUAAAUUGAUGGUGGGAAUACUUUUUCAAUUUUUGGGGUUCUAUAAAUUGGCUACAUCUAUCAACAAUGUGAUAGCACAUAACCACUUACAUUUUUUUAGAAGACAAAAAAAGGUGAUGGAGAGGAAAACACUUGCUAGCUUGUGCUUCUUUCUCAUUGUUCUCUUAGCUGCUCAAGUAGUGGCGCAAAAUGUGCCUUGUCAGACACGAAAUCGUAACUUCAAGAGUGCAUGUAUUGCUGUAUCUGGCGACGACGAAGAAUGUGACCAUGAUUGCAGGAGAGUAGGAGGCUGGAAUGGUGGUUCUUGCAAAAAUCAGAAAUGUGUUUGUGACUGUUGAACAUCUCCUACAUAAAUAAAUAAUCUAGUUAUAGUAUGAUUCAUAGCUAGAUUAUGUUUAUGGAAUAAAUCAUUGAUCAAUUCUCUUCCCUUGAGUGAGAAGAGAAAUAAUUAAUAUAUAGAGUAAUAUGUGUGACAAGAUAGCAUGUUGUCUUAUUAAAUAAACGGAAAUGAUUAUCAUAGCAA
Molecule: messenger RNA, 607 nt
Organism: Medicago truncatula (barrel medic)
Lineage: Eukaryota; Viridiplantae; Streptophyta; Magnoliopsida; Fabales; Fabaceae
Product: nodulin-1
Exons: 2
Coding region: 93-422 (109 amino acids)
Source: RefSeq, a predicted model, not a curated record